Messenger RNA from Paramuricea clavata, 822 nucleotides. Lineage: Eukaryota; Metazoa; Cnidaria; Anthozoa; Malacalcyonacea; Plexauridae. The record is from the annotation of a GenBank genome assembly.
AUGGACGGCGGUUUAGUGGAUAAAGAUAGAACAGGACAAACAGCCGCGAAUAGUGUAAAGUCGAAUAAUGCUGCCAACGGCUACGCGACGAUGUUGCUACAAACUUUGGAGAGCCGUUCGGAGAAAUCAGACUGUGAUAUACAUAUAAAAUCAGUGUAUCAGGGAUGUAUAAAGCUUUCCCAACGUGAACUGGGAGUCAUCCUAUUAUCUGGCAUUCUUUGUGGCUUGAUAUUUGCUACGAUCCCCGAAAACAUUUUGCUUGGAUCUUGUUCAUUGCUCAAAGUAUCAAGUCGAGUUUUGCUGCCUGGUUUAACAACCGCUUCCCUAUUUUACUGGUGCAGUAUAACAGUGCAAAAAUAUUUGGAUUCUAAGGCAUCGCUAUGGAUAAUGCCUGUGUUUUUACUGACAGAACUACUGGUUCAAGUCCUGAGAUACUUUUAUGCUGAUUCCAGUCGUAUUACAACUUAUAUUUCAUUGGUUGUAGUAAUUAUUUUCUCCGUGUUAUAUGUGUUUCCUGAAAGCCAGGGGGAAGGCUCAUAUAUUUUUGCAGUUUGCCUGUUGAUUACAAACAUCUUUGACAAAUCGAUUGCAGGAGAAAGCCAUGGACUUCUAAGAUACAUUUUUAUAAAUUUGGCUGCGUUUGCCGGUGAUUUUUUAACAAGAUUGGUAAUUUUACCCUCGACCGAGAAACCGUCAGAAAUCGAGGCCAAAGCUUCAUUAGCGGCUAGUAAAAGUGCUCUCAAAAAUCGCCGAACUUCGAAUACCGCAAGUAAUACAAGUCGACGAAGAACCUCGUUACCUGUGCUAAAUUUUCAAGCCAAG